AUGAUCGUAACCUAUCCUUUGAGCCGAAGGAUCCCAAUUUCUUCUAGCUCAUAUAAUUCUCCUACUGACUCGAAUAACCCUUUGAAGAUAUUCCUUCCUAUCUUCUUUACGUUCUUUGGAAUCGUGUUACUCGUCAUAAUCAUUCAGGUGUGUCGAAGAGCAUCAUUCCACAAUUCAUUUCGAUCUGCCCCACCCAGACAAGAUAUCGAACAACCAUAUACUAGGCAAACGCCUUUCGAAGUUGAUCCACCUACCAUUACUCCUUAUCCAGCACCCACAUCCAGUCCCAUUUCUUCCUUCGCUCAGAACCAUGGUCAAUCUCCAAUAAUCCAGAAUGUCCCAGUGGCAUAUCAUACCACUCCAACUAUAAGGGAUAAUGAAAUAUCAGUACCGACGUACAACAGGACAAAUUCGACUUACGGACAGAGUAUGCCUCCCACUUAUGAUGAUGUGAUUGGGGGACGAUAA
Kwoniella shivajii is the source of this 468-nucleotide messenger RNA. RefSeq lists its product as uncharacterized. The transcript is spliced from 3 exons. Lineage: Eukaryota; Fungi; Basidiomycota; Tremellomycetes; Tremellales; Cryptococcaceae. The coding region runs from base 1 to 468 and encodes 155 amino acids. The record is from RefSeq and is a predicted model, not a curated record.